ACUUCCUCCCUCGUGGCUUUUUCCUCCUCCUUUUUUUUUUCGCUGGAAGAGUCCUUGUCUAUCUUUCAGAGUUCUUAUAAGAGGAACGUCAUACUCUCUUUAUAAUGGCUGAUCCCCAAUUCGCGCUGGAAAUCAGCAAUCUGCUGGAGCAGAUCACUGCUCCGAACAGCGAGGUCAUCAAAGCUGCUUCCUCCAAACUGCAAAAGGAGUACUACGUCUCCGAGAAAUGUGUUCCUGCCCUCAUACAGAUUAUCCAGCAGAGCCCGUCUGUUCAACUACGGCAGCUUGCUGCAAUUGAAGCGCGCAAGCUCGUUCCGGCGUAUUGGGAUGAACUCGACGCCGGGCUCAAGGCUCAGAUCCGGAUGACGCUCUUCCAGUCCACGCUGCAGGAGCCGGUCUCUAUCGUCCGCCAUGCGUCUUCGCGAGUGAUUUCCGAGAUUGCAAAGUGCGAUUUACCGAAUAACGAGUGGGUGGAGCUGCCUUCGUACGUGCAGAAAGCUGCUACCUCGUCGGCUGCGAACGAGCGCGAGGUCGGCGUGUACCUCUUAUACUCGCUGCUCGAGUCCAUGGACCCGACCUUCACCGAGAAGAUUGGCGACUUUCUGACGCUCUUUUCGCAAACUAUUAAUGAUCCCGAAAGUCAGACCGUUCGGACGGAUACGCUGCUGGCGCUGGGCAAGAUUGCCGAAAUCAUCGACACAAACAGCGAGCAUGUUGCCGUCUUCCGGCAAUUUCUUCCCAGCAUGGUUAACGUGCUCAAGCAGCUUAUCGAGGCUGGCGACACGAAAGCGCUUAACCAGGCAUUUGAUGUCUUCCAAACCCUGCUGUGGAUCGAGUCUGGUGUUAUUGGCAAGAGCUUGGGUGACCUUAUGCAGUUCAUGCUCGAACUUGCUAAAGAGCCCAGUGCAGACAGUGAAGCCCGCAUCUUGGCUUUGCAGUUCCUGACAAACGCCGUCAGAUUCAAGAGAAUGAAGAUCCAGGGUCUGAGAAUCGGACCUACUCUGACGAGCACUGCGAUGUCAAUCGCUGCUGAGUCGAUGGACGAGAUUGAUGAGGACGCCGAGGAAGAUAGCGUGCCCAGACUGGCGCUCCGAUUUAUCGACAUGAUGUCUUCUACUCUUCCUCCGUCGCAGGUGAUGAACACCCUCCUCUCCGAAAUCCCCAAAUACUUGUCCUCCCCCAACCCCAACUACAGAAGAGCCGGUCUGCUCGCGCUCAGUGUCGCAGCCGAAGGCUCACCAGAGUUCCUGGCCACCCAAUUGAAGUUCGUCCUGCCUGUUAUCCUCCAGGGUCUCCAGGACAGUGUUCUUGAAGUCCGAGGCGCCGCCUUGAGCGCGCUUGCUCAGCUCGCUGAGGAACUCCAGGAGAGCAUCAGUAAGGAGCACGAGACGCUGCUGCCGCUCGUCUUCAACAUGAUGGAUACUUCCGAUCUCAAGGUCGGCAAGGCCGCGUGCACUGCUUUGGAUGCGAUGGUUGAGACAAUGGAGAAGGAUGUGAUUUCGAAAUACCUAGACACCUUGAUGACCCGUCUGAUUGAGCUUCUCCACCAGCCUGCUUCCGACAUUUCAAUCAAGGGCCCGAUUAUCGCUGCCAUCGGCUCAGCCGCUCACGCAUCGCAGGAGAACUUCCUGCCUUACUUCAACACCACCGUUCAUGCUCUCGAGCCCUUCUUGGCUUUGACCGAGGGCGAAGCCGAGCUUGACGUCAAGGGCAUGGCUUUCGACGCCAUGUCCUCGAUGGCGACCGCCGUCGGUAAAGAGGCGUUCAACCCGUUUGCCUCGGCGCUUGUCGAAACCGCCUACCAAUGCUUCAGCUCAAAGCACAGCCGGCUGCGCGAGUGCGUCUAUCUGUUCUUUGGCUGUCUCGCCAAGAUCUACGGCGAGGAGUUUGGUUCUUUCCUGCCUCGCAUCAUGCCAGAGCUAUUCAAGGUGCUGGAGCAGGAGGAGACUGGGUUUGAAGAGAAUGACGAUGUCGAGGUCGGUGACGUCGAUGAAGCGGACUGGAACAACAUCACCAUCAACAGCGCGCUCGCGAUCGAGAAAGAAAUCGCCAUUGAUGUGUUGGGUGAUUUUGCCGCGGGAACAAAGACGGCUUUUCUGCCGUACAUGGAAGAGGCUUCACAGCUCAUGCUGGGCUUGGUCUCCCAUUUCUACGAGGGUAUCAGAAAGGCUGCUAUCGGGUCUCUGUGGCAGACCGUCGGGGUUGUGUAUAACAUCUCGAACCCGCCAAAGUGGCAGCCUGGGUUGCCGGUGAAGGUGCCUGUUGCUGAGUCUGUUACCACCUAUUCUGAGAUGGUGAUGAAGGCUACUCUCGAGGCCUUUGAUGAGGAAGACGAUCGUUCGGUGGCUACCGUUAUCUGCGACAACUUUUGCGAAAUCAUCCGUCUGUGUGGUCCCGCGAUUGUCGGAAACAACACCGAGGCGAUCUGCACGCAAGUCCUUGCCGUUCUCAAGAAGCAGCACCAGUGCCAGACGAUGGAGGACGACCCGGAAGACGAAGAAUACGAGGACUCGGCUGAGUACGAUGUCAUGCUGAUCGAGUCGGCUAUGGACUGCGUCGUGUCGCUUGCUGCUGCUCUCGGCGGAGAUUUCACAGAGUACUUCCGCACUUUCUUCCCGAUCCUGCAAAAAUUCUGCUCGAGCUCGAGUGUCGGCGAGCGCAAGGCCGGCGUCGGCGCGCUCGCAGAGAUCGUCAACGGUCUCAAGGGCGCAGUCACACCCUGGACCACGCAGCUCCUAAAGACAUUCACCCACCGUCUAUCAGACGAAUCGAUCGACGUCCGCAGCAACGCCGUCUACGGCUACGGCAUGCUCGCAGAGUACAGCCAGUCCUCGCAAGAGAUCACGGCGACAUACACCAAGACCUUCCAGCGCCUGCAGCAGCUCCUCGUGUCCGACGCCGAGAGCGCGCGCUGCAUCGCAAACAUCUGCGGCUGCGUUGCGCGCAUGUGCUCUGCGCACCCGGAGAGCGCGCCGAUCGACGCGAUCCUGCCGCCGUUGGUCUACAAGCUCCCGCUCACCGACGGCUUUGAGGAAAACGACCCGAUCUUCCGGCUGAUUGUCCAGUUAUACCAGGGCCAGAACGCGACCGUGCAGUCGCUCACGGGCGAGAUCCUCAAGGCGCUCGAGGUUGUCUUUGCUAAUGACUCCGAGGAGUCGAAGCAGUUUGAGCACGACGCUACGCGCAACGACGUUGUCCAGCUGCUCAAAUACAUCUACAGCACAAACCCGUCUUCGAUCCCCGCAGACUCUAUCCUCGCAAAGACAGUCCAGGGAUAAACAGAAGACGAGCCUGCGCUAAAGGUCUGCGCAAAGAUAAAUGAAGAGAAAAAAAGUUUGAUUUAUUAUAUGGAAGGCAUUUAAAAUUCGGGGUUUUCUGUUUCUUUGAUUUGGUUUUUCACACAUGCUGUUCGAUGUUGUUUCGUUAAGGUUAUAUCGAUCUUUUUUUGCUUUGUUGAUUAUUUUAGCUCGUAUUGUUGUCCAUUUAAAGCUAUGUUAGGCGCAUGCGGUAUCGAAUAACUUUAUUCACACUAUGGUGUUCAGAUUCUUGAUUCAAGACUAAUUAUACACACUACAUCCCCAACU
Messenger RNA from Myxozyma melibiosi, 3584 nucleotides. RefSeq names its product armadillo-type protein. The transcript is spliced from 2 exons. The record is from RefSeq and is a predicted model, not a curated record. The coding region runs from base 105 to 3278 and encodes 1057 amino acids. Gene Ontology annotation, cellular component: nucleus; cytoplasm. Gene Ontology annotation, biological process: protein import into nucleus. NCBI's taxonomy places the organism in Eukaryota, Fungi, Ascomycota, Lipomycetes, Lipomycetales, Lipomycetaceae. Gene Ontology annotation, molecular function: nuclear import signal receptor activity; small GTPase binding.